Paramecium octaurelia is the source of this 2220-nucleotide messenger RNA. The record is from the annotation of a GenBank genome assembly. Lineage: Eukaryota; Ciliophora; Oligohymenophorea; Peniculida; Parameciidae.
AUGUCCAAAUUAUAAUAAUACCUCUCUGACCUUAAAACCCAUUAAGAAGAAGAAAUUGAAAUUUAGAUCGAUUAUCCCAAUAAACCAGAAAAUAGCGAUGAUUCAGAAGAUGAGCAGAAUGAAAUUCUUAAUGAGAUACUUAAGUGCAUGCAAAAAGGAUUAUCAGAAAGGGUCUUUGACUUUGAGAUAGGCAAUUCAAUCAGAUUGAUCGAUAUUGAUGAUAUGAAUAAAAGUGCCCUUUAUCUUGACGCCUUGGCUUGGCUCUACUCUAACCGAGUGGACAGAACUUACGUGGAGAGUCUUAAACUCAAGGUUAAUUUACUAAGAGUGUAUGACACUACAACAGUUCCAAAUGCUCCUCCCUAAAAGAAGAGCAAACAAUAGCUAGCUUAAUAAGUCACUUAAAAGACUAUUCAUAUCAAUCGGAACAUGGAACUUAAAGAGAUUACCAAGUAUGGUGAAUCUACUCUUGAUUUCAAACCUUAUACUCAUCAAUAUGAUACACUUCAAAUCAAUCCCUUCUUCAAUUAAACAAGCAAGUCUUUGGACAUGCAAGACUUGACCACACUCAUUAUUUAUAACCCUUAAUUCGAUGAGAAUCUAGCCAUUAUCAUUGAUCCUGAUUAACUCUUAAAAGUAAAUGAAUAGAACAAGUAAAUCUUGACAGGUUUUAUUAAGUUAGAAAUCGAUACUUCAGUCUUAGAUUACUCUAACUUAAUGUCCAAAUAAUUCAAAAUGAGUUUCAAUGAAAUCAAUGAUUUCAGAGAGAGAUACAAGUAUUUACUUAAUAAAAAAGAUGCUUAAACUGUCAAAAUUGAAAAAAGCUAAUAAACUGCCAUUGAAAAGUUUCUCAAUGAUUUUCGAGUUUACGAUGAAAAACUGAUGUAGGCCUAACAAACUAUAGAUCAAUAAUAAUAAUCCUUAACCUAAUUAAGUGUAGAGGAACAAUAAUUCUUAAGUCUGAAUCAGCAAUACUAAUAAUAACUUAAAAUUAAUCCAACUGAAAUAGAUAAUGAUUAAUAAGAUGUAUAUAUAAGGAAGAAAAUGGAGUAAAUGAAUUUUGAACAGCAAUUUCUAGGCGAUAAUCAAAAUUAAAAUUAGAUUCAACAAAUGAAUUAAAUGGAUGUUGAGGAAUUCAAUAAUUAAUUGCCUGAAUUGAUACCAGAAUCCUUUGCAGAAGAUUAAAUAAAUGAUAAUAAUAACCCUUUGUUAACUGAAGAACAGAAGUAAUUGCAAUAAGAAUAGUUUUAAGUCUAUUAAGAAAAGAAAAAGGCUUUAUAGGAAUAAUUUUAAAAGCAACAAAGAGAGGCAGCAGAAAAAUAAUCCCAAAUUCAAGAAGAAUUGAAAUAACUUAGCUAUUAGUAAUAAUUCCAAGAUAUAUUUAAUGAUGUAAAUGCUCCAGUUGAUGAAUGGGAUUUAGAAUAGGAAGAAGAAUUUGAUUAAGAUCUUGCACCUUAUGAAGAAUAGUAAUAAAUACUAAAAAAUAAUAAUUAAUCGCAAGCAGUUUAAUAGCAAUAAGGAAACGUUAAGAAAAAACAAAAGAAAGUGUAUCCAGAUACAUUUAACUUUGAUGAUGCAGCAGAAUUAAAUAGAUUUCUUAUUUUAAAUACUGUUGGAAAUACUUAAAGGGAUUUUGGUUAAAGAGAAUUAACAUUAAAAUGCUUAGCUGAUAACUGUUAGGAUUUUGAUUAUUAUCGAUAUUUUGAAUACUUUACAAGGGAAUACGCAGGAUUUUUGGAAGAGGAAGAACAAUAACUACCAGUUCCUUUUACAGAACCGGAAAGCUUUGGAUUAGAUGAAAUAAAUAUCUAAGUAUAGUUAGAAGAGACCAAUUAAAUGAUAGAGACUUAUUAGAAUAAUUUAGAUUACUAUAUAUUACCAUUUAAAGUAUAUGCUAACAAUAAUAAUGAACCUAUUACAAUUAAAUAAUUAUAAGUCAUAUUGGAAAAAGUAAUUGAUGAAAUCAAAGGUCAAGUUGAAUUUAUUAAAAUCGAAAAAACUAUGCCUUUGAUUAUGAAUGAAAAGAUAAAUAAGAGCAAAUUAUUUGCAGCACUUCUGUUUGUUGCUAAGAAUAAAGGAUACAAAUUAGAAUAGAAAAAUAAUUCAUUCAAAGAUAUCUUAAUUAUAAAAAAUGAUGGUAUGCAAACGAUCGAAAUAGAUAAUGAGAAUUAAAAUCGGAAUGAAUCUUUAGUAGAUGUAGCUAUGUAGAUUGAAAGAUGA